Messenger RNA from Clunio marinus, 351 nucleotides. The record is from the annotation of a GenBank genome assembly. NCBI's taxonomy places the organism in Eukaryota, Metazoa, Arthropoda, Insecta, Diptera, Chironomidae.
AUGAAAGCAAAGAAACGACCAGCACAUUUGAUUACCGCAGGAGAAAGAGAUUUACUAAGAGAAGAAUUUCUGGGCAUCAUGUACAGCAAUUUUUUGUCGGGUAAAGAUUCAGAAUUCUUUGAUUAUGAUACUGUUGAUAAGAAUGAAGAAUAUGAUGAUACGUUGGAAGUCGAACAAGAUUUUGAAGAUAAAUAUUUUGAAGGUGAUGAUUCAAAUGACUCGUCAAUUGCAGAUGAAAAUCAAGAAAUCAAUGAAGAAUCUGAGGAUGAACUCGACAUUUACAUGAAACAUUUAGAAAAUAAUUUAAAGCGAGAAGAAAAUGAAAAGUUUCACGAGGAAUUCGAUGAAUAA